Molecule: messenger RNA, 4108 nt
Organism: Epinephelus fuscoguttatus (brown-marbled grouper)
Lineage: Eukaryota; Metazoa; Chordata; Actinopteri; Perciformes; Serranidae
Gene: rab40b
Product: RAB40B, member RAS oncogene family
Exons: 6
Coding region: 485-1342 (285 amino acids)
Biological process (GO): protein localization to plasma membrane; intracellular signal transduction
Cellular component (GO): endosome; plasma membrane; synaptic vesicle
Molecular function (GO): GTP binding; GTPase activity
Source: RefSeq, a predicted model, not a curated record
CCCAUCCUCGACACCACCUCCGCUGGAGCAGGAGGCGGAGGGAGUGAGGCCACAGACCCAUCAGCUCUUCCUCCUCAGUCCGGAGUCCUGGAGCCGAACUGAACCAGAGGAUUUUUACCUUCGUGCGUAAAAGCGCGGCGCGUCCAGAGCGCGCGGAUGGCACAGAGGACGCAGUAACCGCGUCCUGUGAUUGUUGUCAGUGUUGGUGGUUCACGCUGGACACUUGUAGCUCUUCUGGACACAGGCUGAACCAGGUGACCCAACUGUUUGUUGCGUGUGAACACGCGCAGAGUCUCUCGUGGAUCGCGGGGGAGACUUUAACCGUCGCGGAUUUAUUUCGGCGGACUUUACACGUCUCUGUCUCCCGUCCUCCCGCCUUGGACCGGGGUGUUAAAGGAGGAGGAGGAGGAGGAGGGGGUGUUCGGCUGGGUGCUGCCGAGUCUCAUCUCAUGAUGGGACACGGCAGCUGUCAUCUGCCGCGAGGAUGAGCCACAGAAGCAGCCCGGCCAGGGCGUAUGACUUUCUGCUCAAGUUCCUGCUGGUGGGGGACAGCGAUGUGGGGAAGGGCGAGAUCCUGGCGAGCCUGCAGGACGGAGCCACCGAGUCCCCGUACGGAUACAACAUGGGAAUUGACUACAAGACGACCACCAUCCUUCUGGACGGGAGGAGAGUCAAGCUGCAGCUCUGGGACACGUCUGGUCAGGGACGAUUCUGCACCAUCUUCAGAUCUUAUUCCAGAGGAGCACAGGGAGUUAUUCUGGUGUAUGACAUCACCAACCGCUGGUCCUUUGAUGGGAUCGACAGGUGGAUCAAAGAGAUAGACGAGCAUGCCCCAGGAGUGCCCAAGAUCCUUGUUGGGAACCGCCUGCACCUGGCCUACAAGCGUCAGGUGACCACCGAGCAGGCGCAGGUGUACGCAGAGAAGCUGGGCGUCACCUUCUUCGAGGUCAGCCCGCUGUGUAACUUUAACAUCACCGAAUCGUUCACUGAACUCGCUCGUAUCGUGCUGAUGAGACACGGCAUGGAACGGCUGUGGAGGCCCAACAAAGUGUUGAGCCUUCAGGACCUGUGCUGUCGCUCCAUCGUCUCCUGCACUCCAGUCCACCUGGUCGAUAAACUCCCCCUCCCUCUGGCUCUGAAGUCUCACCUGAAGUCCUUCUCCAUGGCCAACGGCCUCAACGCCCGCAUGAUGCAUGGACGCUCCUACUCCGUCACCGCCAACGCUCACCACGGCGCCACCAAGAGGACGGGAGGGACACUGCUGAAAAAACCCAAACUAAUCCGGCCGCCACCGCUGAGCCCGUCUGCACAGAGCUGCAGGAACAGCUGUAAAAUAUCCUAACACCUGGACCUGUCAGUGAACGCACCGUCACCUGUUUUAUGACACUGAGGCUUUUUUUGUUCUUAAACCUCAGACAACGAUGAUGAUGAUGAUGAUGAUAAUGAUGACCUGCUACUUCCAACUGAUACUGCCAAGCAGCAUAACAGCAGGAGGUGGAAACAGAAAUAUAAAUCUCUCUCACAGGAACACAGAGUGCUCGUUAGCUUCUUUUUAACACUAGUUUCUGUUUCUGAGAACGAGCCUCAACCUCACAGUGUGUUGUUCCUCACAGAGUUUCCUUUAUUAGUCUGUCUAAGCAGCUGAAACUUUUUAACUCUACGCUUUAAAUGCUGGUGUGACGGAUUGGAUGUUAUUAGCUCCAUCUCAUAUUGUUCUCGUACGUUUUGAAUCCAUGUUGUAUGAGGGUCAAGUUUCAGCCACCAAAUGUUAAAUUAAACUCUUUAUUAAGAUUCAAAAACUGCAGCUCCAGAAAGAUUUUGGUGACAGUGUCCUGAAAACACGUUUUAGCUGUGGUCGUUGAAUGCUGACAAAAUUAUUGGUAAAGCUCCAGUGUGUAGGGUUUAGGGGCAUAUAUUGGCAGAAAUGGUACAUACUAUUAGUUUAUAAUUACAUCCCUAGAGCCAGUCUGUGACACCAGGGGUCAGCACACCCGGGUCCCUAUGAACCUGGCCCCGAUGCAAGUCCCUGCGGGUGGUGGGCCCACAGGCAGGUGGCUCCUUUUAGGUCAUUCAGGCUAAGGGCCCGUCCCAAUACCCCCCCUUGGCCCUACCCCUACAUUUGUGCGUUCCCGCGAGGGGUAGUGGUGUCCUGGCCUGGCCGUUUUAAAUGAAUGAAAGUGUCUGUGAGUUAAAACACACUGAUGAGUUAAAGCAGCGGAACAAAAGCUAAACAAGAAUGGGACGUGGAUGAGACCUCAGAUCUCAUGACAUACAUGAUGAUGAUUCACGUAAACAGCUGAAAGUCAAACUCUUCAUCAUCUACUUUUUAAGAGGACUGUUGAUGAACUUUGGACAAAAAACAAAAUCACCCGAAACACUGUUAAAAACAGCUGUUGGGUGACGUUUGAUGUCUGUGUUGUUGUUGUGGAUAACUGUUAAUUCACAGACGACUGUGUCGACAGGAAAUGUGGUCAGAGUGACAGGGUGAGGACUUCUGUCUGAAGCCGCCAUUGUUUGAAACCGAUGUUCAUUAAUUCACCAGUACUACAGAUUAUCGGGGCCACUGCUGGCAAACAAAUCUGAGGUUUUGAAUUUAAGUUGAAAUAUUUUUUGGAAAAAAUAGUUGAAAUUUUGAGAGAAAAAAGUGUAAUAUUUUUAGAGAGAUGUCAGUUUGUCAAGGAAAAAGAUAAAGUAAAAUAAAAUUAUGAAAAUGUCAUAUUUUGAUGAAUAAAAGCAAAAAUAAAGGUGAAAUAUUACAAAACAAUUUACAGUUUCUCAUAAGUAAAAAACCUUUAUGUUAAGUACUGUUAAUAUAAAACAAAAUAACAGACAUCUCCCCCAAUUUAAUUAUAACACAUGACAUCUUGCUUCAACAUGAGAUAUUCAGUUAAAAAUAUGAGAUUGUAACUAAGUGAAAAUUUGUUUUAGUAUUGUAUUUCCAAAAUUAUUUGAUUCUCCAAAAAGUCUAAACUUUUUUAAUAUAUAUAUGUAAAAUUUGGGUCUUGAAAAAUUACAAUUUUUAUUUUUGCAAAAAACAGAUUUUUUUCUCAUAAAAUUAGGACUUUUAUCUUGCAAUAUUUCUUUUUGAAAUUUUAUAACUUUAUAGUGGAAUUACUACGACUUUUUCUCACAAUGUUCCAACUUAAUUUUUGAAAUAUUUGUAGAGUUUUGACCUGAAAAUAUUACUUUUUUAAUUUCAAAAAGUCAACAAAACAGCUUUAUUCAUAUUUCACAUGAACUUUUCCUCAAAAUUUUACUUUUUUUAAUUACAAAUUUACAUUUACAUAUUCCUGUUUUGUUUUUUCCUCAAAAAUUUACUUUUUUUUUUUUUUUUAAUUACAAAUUUACAUUUAAAUAUUCCUGUUUUGUUUUUUCCUCAACAUUUCAACUUUUUUUUCCCUGAAUAUAUUUUGCUUUAUUCUUGAUAAGUUUUUUGUUUUCCUGACAGUGGCCUGACCAGCACUCAAACCACUGACUCACAGCAACAUGUUUGUGACUCCCCCCCCACAGAGAGCUUUAAGACAUUAAAGGAAACUUUAGGAAUCACAAACUGAGGAAGAAAUCUAUAAAAACAAAUGACUUCAUCACUGCAAGAAGACGGAUCUUAUUAUUGAUGUUUAACUGCAGCUAAAUUUUCCUUUGACGCCUCUUUAACGGUGAGUUGUUGUGUUCACAGUCGUGCAGCUUCUUCCUCAGGAUGUUUUUAAAGCACUUUGGGCACUGUAUUUUCUCUCAACACACUGACAUUACACCCUCCUCUUCUUCAUGGCCUGAUUCACUGGCUCUCCAGACACUUACAGCUGCAAUUUGUGUACAAUAUUUGUACGUAAUGUAAAUAUCACUGUUUGAUACGAUGAUAAAUAAUAACCUGUGGGAUUUGUAUCUGUUUUCAGUGUACAGUGACGUUAUAUUUUUUCCUGAGUGACGCCAAAGACUCAGCUGACAGAGGAGGUCACUGAACAGACGGCUGUGUUUUGCACUGUUUAUCAAUGUUUAAUAAGAUGCACCUUUACAAUAAACUGUACCCACCGUGAGGCUGCAGUUUGUGGUCUAAGAAAUAACAUAUUGUUUGCCUUACGAAUGAAAUAUAAAAACAUAAAUAUUAAAA